Messenger RNA from Amoebophrya sp. A120, 982 nucleotides. NCBI's taxonomy places the organism in Eukaryota, Dinophyceae, Syndiniales, Amoebophryaceae. The record is from the annotation of a GenBank genome assembly.
CAGACUAUCACCACGACCCUGCGUCCGCGUUGUGGGCUUGCUUCGUCGCAGCUUUGUCUGAAGAAGUGCUCACGAUAUGUAUGAGCGACGCGAGGGCGAGUCAUGUCAGCGUGAGUAUGGCAGAGGAAAUGGAUAAUACUACGGAAAGAGAAUGAAAUGUAAGCCGUUUAAGUAUCUAUACGUUUAUUCACUCAUGGUAGAUGUAGAUCUUUAUCUUGGUCGAUCUCAGCUUCGACUGCGUGAGAGAUGAUAUCUGAGCGAGCAGGUACAAAAUGGCGACGAGUUUGCUGACGCAAAUCUGCCCUCACGUUCCCAUGUGGGCGGUUCGGAUUCCGGUGGAGCGCGAUCAUAUAUUGCGCACCGGCUGGAUGAACUUGGGCUACGCAGCACACGUGCUCGCCGCAGGAGACCCACCCAAGGUCGCGCGCGAAUUCAAGCGCGUAACGGGGCCGCGAAUGCCCUUGCUGGAGUUUGUUGACGGCCUUAGUGCUCCGCUACAGAACCGGGCGCCUCCGCCUUCAGCUCCGCCCGCAUCCAAAUCAACCGCGCGGACUCUGUAGGCCGCGAGAGCGGCGCCGCCCGCGGGAUAAGAAGUUGGGUGAUGUUUCUAGUUCGCAGGCGAUUCAGAACACCAGCAGGGGGACGACGAGCACCAGGAUGACGCGGGAGCUGUUGCUCGCGGGUUGCUCCGCUGCUUUUGUGCUGGCCGCAUUAGGGCCAGCGCAUUGAGUAAGGCGAUGCGCUCGCCUCGCACGCAGGCCGGGGCCUUGCGCCCUGCUUGCCUUGGCCUGCGAUCGCGCCCGCCCGCGCCGUCGUCUGGCUUACUUGGGGGCUGCCGCGCCCUUUGCAGGGCCGCCCGGGCUUAAGUGCGUACUGGGCGGCCAUUUUGGUAGCAGUGCGCGCACCCAUGGCGCGGUUGGCCCGGCGCCUGGGUGGCAGCGUGGUGUGCGCGUCGACGGCGCUAGCACUUGUAACCGUGUGA